AUGACAAAAAGAACGGGGUGCGGAGACUGGAGAUGGCGGGCUCUUUUGUGGCAUCAUUUCUUUCUCCUGUGGAGUACAAUAGACGGACAGACUCGCUACACCAUCCCGGAGGAGCCUAAACAAGGAUAUGUGGUAGGAAAUCUAGCCAGAGAUGUGGGUUUGGGUCUAUCGGAGAUGUAUGAGCGUAACCUGCGCGUCGCCUCGGAGGCUGGUAAGCAGUAUUUCAGCGUGGAUGCGGGGAAGGGCGAGCUGGUGGUGAACGAGAGGAUAGACAGAGAGGCUCUAUGCGGACAAAGCGCCAGCUGCGUGCUACCUCUGCAGGUCGUGAUAGAGAACCCGCUGCAGCUGCACCGGAUAGAAGUGGAAAUAAAGGAUAUAAACGACAACCCUCCUACUUUUCUAACAAGUGAGCUGGCGUUGAAAAUAGCCGAAAGCACGGUCGCGGGCAUGCGCUUUCCUUUGGAGAGCGCCUUGGACCCGGACGUGGGUACCAACUCCCUUAAAUCCUACACUCUCAGUAAAGACGAGUGUUUCAGUUUGAAAGUAAAAGAGUCCGGUAACGGAAGAAAAGUCCCCGAGCUUGUUUUGGAGAGACAGCUGGACAGAGAGAGGAAGGCUGUCCACGAGCUGCUUUUGACUGCGUUGGACGGAGGCAAUCCGGUGAGAUCGGGAAAUUCAAAGAUAACGGUCACCGUUUUGGAUGUUAAUGAUAAUGUGCCUCAGUGUGAGAAACCAGUUUACAAAGCCUCCGUCAAUGAGCGAGCCUCGAAGGGCACGUUAAUCAGCAAAGUCAAAGCGACUGAUAGUGACGAGGGCUUAAACGGGGAAGUAACGUAUUCAUUUGGUGAACGUACAUCGGAUGCUGUGUUGGCUACAUUUGAUAUGGAUCCGGUUACAGGAGAAAUUACGCUGAAAGGUGAUUUAGAUUUCGAGGAUACCGCAAAUUAUGAAAUCGACGUAAAUGUAAAGGAUAAAGGCUCCCCGUCGAUGGAGGGCCAUUGCUCUCUCCACCUGGAGGUUGUAGACGUUAACGACAAUGCUCCAGAAAUAGUUUUAACCUCCCAGCCUAAUCCUGUGCGUGAAGACGCGCCCACAGGCACGGUAGUAGCCUUGAUCAGUGCCCGAGACCGCGACUCCGGUGAAAACGGAAAAGUGAAGUUACAGCUCCCGAAGAGCUCUCCAUUCAGUCUGAAACCCUCCUUCUCUAAUAAUUACGCACUGGUCACCAGCGGUGGUUUAGACCGAGAGAGCUUCUCAGAGUAUAAUAUUGAGUUAACAGCAACUGAUGCAGGCUCUCCUCCCCUCAGUAGUCAGAAAACUAUUCCUGUCACCAUCAUUGAUGUGAAUGACAACCCUCCUGUAUUCUCUCAGCCCUCCUAUAAUGUCUAUAUAAAAGAGAAUACGCUACCAGGCUCAAUACUUUACUCGGUAUCAGCAUCUGAUCUGGAUUUUGGUGACAACGCCAAGAUCUCCUACUCCAUCCUGGACUCUAAAGUACAGGACGUGUCUGUGUCGUCCUAUGUUUACAUCAACUCUGACAAUGGCAGCAUCUACAGCAUGCACUCGUUUGAUUAUGAGAAACUGAAGGUGUUUCAGAUCCAGGUGCAGGCUAAAGACCAGGGCUCUCCGUCUCUGAGCAGCAACGCCACUGUCCACGUUUUUAUCCUGGACCAGAACGACAAUGCCCCCUCUGUUAUUUACCCCUCCCCCGCUAUUCUGGGGUCACUCUCUCAUCAGAGGAUGCCCCGUUCUGCAAAAGCUGGACAUCUGGUUACCAAGGUAACGGCCGUGGACGCAGACUCGGGCCAUAACGCCUGGAUCUCCUAUAAGUUGUCAGAGGCCACAGACGCCUCUCUGUUCACUGUCAGUCUUUACACAGGGGAGGUGAGGACUAAACGUGCUGUGUCCGAGCAGGACGACUCCUCUCAGAGGCUUCUCAUAGAGAUCAAGGACGACGGAGAACCGGUCCAGUCCGCCACGGUCACAGUGUCUGUUCUCAUUGAGGAUGGACUUCAUGAGCCCAUUCUGGAUCUUAGACACAAAGUCAACGAGCCCAGCAAGAAAAGUGGGAGGAUCACCCUGUACUUGAUCCUCUCUCUGGCCGGGGUGUCCGUACUGUCUGUGCUGACUUUUCUCAUUUUAGCAGUUAAGUGUAUUAAGAACAGCAGGGACAGCGGUAGCUGCUGCAUGAGACGGAGCGACUGUGACGACUACAAGAACCCCAACAGAAACCUGCAGAUCCAGCUCAACACUGACGGACCUAUUAAAUAUGUGGAGGUCCUGGGAGGGGACAUGAUGUCCCAGAGUCAGUCCUUCAGGUCCUGUCUCUCUCCCAUGUCAGAGUACAGCGAUUUCACCCUGGUUAAGCCCAGCAGCACCACUGACUUUAAGGAGAUGAUCAGUGUUUUAGACGCGUCUUUGCCAGACAGCGCCUGGACCUUUGAGAGCCAGCAGGUGAGCAGAGUGUAA
Molecule: messenger RNA, 2469 nt
Organism: Lampris incognitus (smalleye Pacific opah)
Lineage: Eukaryota; Metazoa; Chordata; Actinopteri; Lampriformes; Lampridae
Product: protocadherin gamma-C5-like
Exons: 1
Coding region: 1-2469 (822 amino acids)
Biological process (GO): homophilic cell-cell adhesion
Cellular component (GO): plasma membrane
Molecular function (GO): calcium ion binding
Source: RefSeq, a predicted model, not a curated record